Porites evermanni is the source of this 1393-nucleotide messenger RNA. NCBI's taxonomy places the organism in Eukaryota, Metazoa, Cnidaria, Anthozoa, Scleractinia, Poritidae. The record is from the annotation of a GenBank genome assembly.
UUGACAGUUACUUUGACAGUGUUUUCUGGCCGUCGUGAUCCUACUUGGACUAUACCUUCCAGCCACCCAAAUUGUAACCGAAUUAAAAACCAUAUGGCAAAAUCACCAACUAUUUCACCAGAAAACAUGCCGGCGCGACUGGGCUACAAGGGUUUCACAGUGCGAGAAGAAUCUGGACGGGAGCGACUGAUUCUUGGACAGUCAACGAGGGCCUUGCAACACCUGUUACUUUCGACUAUGCCUGCAGGAGAACUACUAAAGGAAAACAUCGACGAAGUUCAAAGAGAUAUUGAUAAAUUAGAUAUACACCAUGCUCUCGGAUCGACAGCAUCGUCAGUCUCCUCUCAGGAUUCAAAGAAACGAAGAUGCAAUAACUGUUACAAUUAUGCCAAUGAUAUCCUAACAGACACUUAUUCCCAGCCUGGUUUAGCAAGUGGACAGGUGUUUAGUGGCUACAAAGGCACAAGUCUCGUAUCUGCUGCGCAGCUCGAUGGGUUGAAAACUGUACCGGAAGAACAAGUAUUUCGUAGCUACAAAGGCACCAGUCUGGGAUCAAGUUCGAAGCUCUGUAAGCACAAAAAAUACACUCUGGCUCUCGCCAUUGACCAAGGUGAAUUGUUUGACGUUUCUGCAUAUUUUCUAAAACGUUUCCUCUUAGUUUCAAAAUAAGAUUCAAUUUCAAUAUAAGAUUGCUUUGGCAACGGGUCGUUGGCAAUAGGGUAUUGGGUGUUCAGGAUUCGAAACUUAUUCCAAUGAUAGAUUUGCUUGAGUGCAUGACUACCAAACAAUAGCCCCCUUGUGGAUGCGCAAGCCAAAUGCCCAUAAUAUAUUUUAUUGAAACAGGAAUAUAUUAAAAAAGUAAAAUAAUAACAAAAGCAAAAACAAAAAUGAAACCCCAAAUAACUUUUAUUGAAUCAAGUAUAUAUUUAAAAAAAGUGGAAUAUGUGGAAUAUAAAACGAAAUAGACAGCAAACCAAACCUUAAGAAAGCAAAAAAAAAAAAAAAACAGGAAAAAAUUAGCUCGGAAUAUUAACUAUACUUCUUCUUUCCUUAAUUUUAUAUUUAUCUAUUUAUCUAUUCAUUUUUAAGGUUACUCGUGAAAAACGCUAUAGCAUUCAGUUUGUGCUUUGUCAAAUAAUAACAAUUUUUAUUUUUUUUCUAUCAUAUAUGUCAAGGCUCGCAGGACAGGUCUGGCGACUUUCAUUGGUACCGCCGUGAUGGCGUUGAAAAAUGGUCCCACAAGCCCGGCCAAGCUAGACCGACCUUUAAAGAUAACGACAACAAGGACAUCAAAGACCCUCGGAAAGCAAACAUGGGCAGCUAUAAGAUUGUAGCGUUUAUGGAAAGCUGUAAAGAUACUGUAAACAUUCAAAAUAACGAUGUGUGCUUGUGA